GUGGAAUCUGUGGAUUGUGUAAAAGGUUCACUGCAGAGGCUUCCGGAACGGCAAGAAAUCUAAUAAUUCCAGAGUAAUUGGGCAUCUGAUCAUGGGGGAAGCAAAGAAAUCCGCUCUCUUUGUCUGUUUAGGAAACAUCUGCCGGUCUCCAAUUGCUGAGGCAGUGUUCAUGGAUGAAGUCAAGAAAGCUGGUCAGGAGGAUCAAUGGACGAUUGACAGUGCUGCAAUUGGGGGUUGGCAUGUUGGAAAUAAUCCUGACUACCGUGCUCGUGGGACAAUGGAGAAGCACAAUCUUCCCUACAGCAACAGAGCCAGGCAGAUUAAGAAGGAAGACUUUAAUAAAUUCACCUACAUCUUUGGGAUGGAUGAGGAGAACAUCAGUGACCUUAAGGAGCGAGCUCCAGCCAAUAGUUCAGCAAAAAUUCUCCUCCUGGGGGAUUUUGAUCCGGAAGGCAAGAGAAUCAUCCGGGAUCCUUACUAUGAUUCAGGAUCAGAUGGCUUUGAGCAGUGCUAUGUACAAUGCGUGAGAUCCUGCAAAGCUUUCCUGAGCAAAGCAACCGAGGGAUCAGUUUAAUUUGUCCGCCAAAAAGCACGUCAGCGAAAUUUUCCCACUGCAAUGUCCUCUAAAAAUAGAUCAAGACAGAUUGUCAAGUUGGGCGUGAAUAAAAUGUGUGCGACCACUGAGAGAAAA
This is a messenger RNA of Lutzomyia longipalpis, 691 nucleotides long. RefSeq names its product low molecular weight phosphotyrosine protein phosphatase 1-like. Gene Ontology annotation, molecular function: non-membrane spanning protein tyrosine phosphatase activity; acid phosphatase activity. Gene Ontology annotation, biological process: protein dephosphorylation. The record is from RefSeq and is a predicted model, not a curated record. Bases 92 to 574 code for a protein of 160 amino acids. The transcript is spliced from 4 exons. Gene Ontology annotation, cellular component: cytoplasm. NCBI's taxonomy places the organism in Eukaryota, Metazoa, Arthropoda, Insecta, Diptera, Psychodidae.